Pyrus x bretschneideri (Chinese white pear) is the source of this 1072-nucleotide messenger RNA. RefSeq names its product ADP-ribosylation factor-like protein 5. The transcript is spliced from 3 exons. Gene Ontology annotation, biological process: vesicle-mediated transport; protein localization to Golgi membrane; intracellular protein transport. Gene Ontology annotation, cellular component: trans-Golgi network; cytoplasm. Bases 227 to 778 code for a protein of 183 amino acids. The record is from RefSeq and is a predicted model, not a curated record. Lineage: Eukaryota; Viridiplantae; Streptophyta; Magnoliopsida; Rosales; Rosaceae. Gene Ontology annotation, molecular function: GTP binding; GTPase activity.
CCCAUACACAUCGCACCCUCAGAAAACUUUCUGAAACCCAAAUCUUUGGUGGAUUCUUAUUCCUAAACCAAAUUUAAUCUUGGGGUUUCUCUUGGUUCCAGUCCUUCGCAUCCCGAACCAUCGCAAAACGCUUUUGCCCGCCGAUCAACCGCCACCUCUUCCAUCUCUCCCUUCCGGCAAAAUCCAAUUCCAGGUGAAGUUUGGAUUUUUGGGUUGGGGAUAGAAGAUGGGGGCAUUCAUUUCCAGGUUUUGGUUCAUGUUGUUUCCUGCAAAAGAGUAUAAGAUAGUGGUGGUUGGGUUGGAUAAUGCUGGGAAGACCACUACCCUUUACAAAUUACACUUGGGAGAGGUUGUCACUACAAACGCUACUGUAGGCAGCAACGUUGAAGAGCUUGUCUACAAGAACAUUCGGUUCGAGGUAUGGGAUCUUGGGGGACAAGAAAGACUGAGGACUUCAUGGGCAACAUAUUACCGUGGAACUCACGCUAUCAUUGCGGUUAUAGACAGUACAGAUAGAGCCAGAAUUUCAAUAAUGAAAGAUGAACUAUUCAGGUUGCUGGCACAUGAGGAUCUUCAACAUUCUGUUGUGCUGGUUUUUGCAAAUAAGCAAGACCUCAAGGAUGCAAUGACCCCAGCAGAGAUCACUGACAUGCUUUCUCUUCACAGCAUCAAGAAUCAUGACUGGCACAUCCAAGCCUGUUGUGCCCUCACAGGAGACGGGCUGUACGAUGGUCUAGGUUGGAUUGCCCAGCACGUUACAGGGAAAGCGCCCACUUGAAGAAAGACAGAUUUUUCAUGUAAGCGGGGUUUCGAGGCCAGUUCAUGAUACAGUGUCAGUUGUGUCAUCAAAGCUAUUUGCUCUGAACAAACGUGUAGAUCAUUUCCAAUUUCAAAUGCUGGAAAAAUAUUUUACCUUCCGAAUCAUUAAGCAGUUCAUUAAACAAUACAAUAUGCGUGGAGAUUUGUAACGCUCUGCCGAUACAGUGAAACAUUUUGAUUGAAAAAUUGUUACUCUGCACAAUCUGCCUCAAAUCAAAGGCUCUCGAAAUGAAAGUACUGCCAUAAAUUGUCA